Messenger RNA from Ambispora gerdemannii, 2487 nucleotides. Lineage: Eukaryota; Fungi; Glomeromycota; Glomeromycetes; Archaeosporales; Ambisporaceae. The record is from the annotation of a GenBank genome assembly.
AUGCCAAACAAAAUUAAAAACAAACCAACUUCUACAUCAACAAUUGGUGAAAAGAUCGGUAUGAGAAACCUUAACAAAAACCAAUAUAUUAAUGUAGUCCAGAAGAGACUUCGAUCGCUGGUAAAACGACGAGUGAAGUACCUUCAAUAUGAAGAAAUGCUGAAAACGGGUAAUCAGACACUAAAUCAGGAUCAACUUCAAUCAUUGGAACUAAAAGAUAAAGUCGAAUUCGCCAUAGGAGAAUUCAAGUCAAUCAUAAAAAGCUUAAAUUUUGUUGAAAAUGAAGUUCAAGAAACUGAGCAUGAAGAAUCCAUUGCUAAGGCUGUCAAACAAACUAAGGAUUUCUACUUGAGCUCUAUCAUAAGUCUUCUCCAAUUCUUUCGUUUAGUACAUUAUCAAAACGUUAGUAUUGUGCAGUUGGCAGAGAUUGACAAUGAGGCGGUUACCCAUUUCCGCGAUUUAUUAAACCAUCUCGCCGGGGAGACCUUAAUAGAAGAGAAAAAAGAACAGUCGAUUCGCGAAGUUAUAGCUCAUGUCGAGAAAUUGCGUCAGGGAGACGAAGAAGUGGUGCAUAGACCUGUAUCUAUUAAUGGAGCUGAGGAUGAGUCUAUUGGAAUUUCAUACUAUAACAUCCGCUCACUCGCCAUCAACCCACCAAUACCCGAGAGUUUUGACGAGAUUAUCAGUCCAGAGGAAACCGACCAAGACAUCAUUGAAGAAACAAUUCCUAUUCAUCCUCUAGUAGAACAUUCUUAUCCUGAAGAUACUGAAAGUGAGGAGUCCCUGAAUGCUAAUGAAAAUACUGCUACACAGAUCAAUAACAAUUCGCCGGAAAUAUUCGAUGAAAAUUACCAUGAAGACAACGAUAGCCAACAUCAAUUUUUGCAACAAAUCGAUAAUAAUCCACCGGAUUUCCAAUACCCAUCCCACCAUAUCGUUACUGAACAGCAAACACUACUUCCUAAUAAUGAGCCAUCACAGCAACCCGAAAAUUCUGCGGACGACAUUCGCGAAAAUACCUCAGUCACCACCCAAAAAGAAGAAAAUACGCAAUCACAAAAUUCGGCAACCACCACUCGACAAAUUACCAAAAAACUAUCUUCUGUAAAUGAUGAUAAUGAAAUCCCAAAGUCAUCAUCAUCACAAGUAAUUAGUGACCACGAACAAAGUUCAAAAAAUACUGAAAUAUUAGAGGUUCGUUCUGUACCGCCGAAUGGUUUCAAAUUUAUGUUUACGCCAGAUAACUUAAAAGGUGAUGAGUCCUUAGAUGCUAAUGAAAAUACUACUACACAAAUCAAUAACAAUUCGCCAGAAAUAUUCGAUGAAAAUUACCAUGAAGACAACGAUAGUCAACAUCAAUGUUUGCAAAUCGAUGAUAAUCCAUCGGAUUUCCAAUACCUAUCACAUCUUAUCGUCACUGAACAGCAAACGCUACCUCCUCCUAAUAAUGAGCCAUCACAACAACCCGAAAAAUUUGCGGACGACAUUCGCGAAAUUACCUCAAUUACUACCCAAAAAGAAGAAAAUACGCAAUCAAAAAAUUCGGCAGCCACCACUCAACAAAUUACCAAUCAACAACAAUCUUCUGUAAAUGAUGAUAAUGAAAUCCCAAAGUCAUCAUCGCAAGUAAUUAGUAAUCACAAACAAAUUCCAGAAAAUCAAACUGAAAAUAAUAAUCUUACACAAUCAAAUAACCCAUCACCACAGAAUAUUUCUCCAAAGUCUCAAGAAGCAAACAAUCCGUCACCGUUUAGUAACUCACCAAAUCCGGUUCAUUCUGUUGUUUCACACGGCCUGAAUCAGAAUCAACGAAAUGCUGGCGAAAAACUUCGGGAUCCGCGAUCCGAAAAUGGACAAACUCAAAGUUCAAGACCAAUACAACGGCGCAACAACAAUAGAAGAUAUAAUAAUCAACAGCGCCAGACAGAUCGCCGACGCAGCAAUUACACACAAAAUGGGCAGGGGCGAAAUGGACCAUCACCAAGAAAUUCACGACUAAGCCCAAAAAGCCAAUCAUCCCAUUUAUCAAAAACCAAUCUACAACAGAACGAUAGUAACUACCUAAAUAAUGUCACGCCAACCCAAAAAAAUACUGCAUACCCACCCAGAUCGCCGCCAAAAAAUCUGCGAUCAGAUCCGCAAAAUAAAGUUCUUCCUCGGCCAGAACAACCAAAAGAUCCUGUGAACAUACAAUCCACCCAACCAAAUAAUCCACUAGUUCAUCCAUUACCCGGAUACCAACAACUGAUUUUCCCUCCUCCAACAAAUAACAAUAGUAAUAGAAGCCAAGGAGAAUAUCGUAACAUAUAUAGAAGUAAUAAUAACCGAGGAAGCGUCUUCAGAGGAAAUUUCCGAGAAGGAAACAAUGGAUACUUAAAUAAUGGUGGAAAUUAUCAAAUCAAUGGGUAUCUUAACGGGCGUGGAGUCCUCAAUAGAAACGGUGCUGGAUAUCAAGGUGUAAGAAGUAACAAUAAUACUAGAUUCUAA